GUGUACACCUACCACGAAAAAAAAAUAAACAGCCUCAUCGCGUUGGCUAGGCUACAUAAAACCAGUUGAGGUCGCUAGUUUCUCAAGCUUUCCACUCGAGUUGAACAGUCCAGCAGAAGCAGAUGUCCAUCAUUAGCACCUUGCUCUACGCCUCAGAGUGCCGUGUGUCACGUCGCGGAGAGCCUACAAUAUUUCCCAUUCGGCGUUGACGUGCUACCAUGGAAACGCUAUUGCUUGCACUACGUGCUCGCCGCGGAGAACAGAGUGACGUCAGGUUGUCGGUGGUGACGGAGACGCGGAGAGCCAGUGCAUGUUUCAUCGAAGAGAAUCGACUGAACGCGGCAGCAGAGCUCUCGGAACCAUGGGUGACGUUCUGGGGAUUACAAAUAACGGAUUUUAACAGGAGAACACUGGGAAAAUGGCAGAACGGCUGGAGUGGGUGGAGAUCAUCGAGCCGCGGACGCGGGAGCGCAUGUACGCCAACCUGCUGACGGGGGAGUGCGUGUGGGACCCCCCCCAGGGCGUGAGGAUCAAGCGCACGGGGGACAACCAGUGGUGGGAGCUGUUCGACCCCAACACGUCCCGCUUCUACUACUACAGCGCCGCGUCCCAGCGCACCGUCUGGCACCGCCCCCAGGGCUGUGACAUCAUCCCGCUCGCCAAGCUGCAGACGCUCAAGCAGAACUGCGACUCGCCCCGGCGCGUCUCCGCCGGCAACAGCCCCGCCCACAGCGCCGCCGUCAGCCAGGAGGGCAGCACCUCCUCCUCGCUCGACCAGGAGCUGGCCGAGAAAGCGGCCCCCGGCCGAGAGAGGGGAGAGGCCGAGAGGACGUCCCCGUUCAGGUGGAACACCGGCACUAAGGAGCGCAUGCUGAUCAAGGUGACGGACCGCGAGCCCAGCUUCCUGUCCCACCAGGGCAACGGCUUCUCCCCCGGCGAGGGCGGAGGGGGCGUCGGCACCUCCUCCCGAUCCCGCCGCUCCUCGGGCAACGCCCCCCCGGACCCGGACAGCCCCCCCGUCUUCUACCCCGAGCGCCGGCAGUCGCCCUUCCUGAAGAGGGCGGAGCUGGGCGGGUCCCCGCUGCUGGGAGGGGGCGGAGCCUCCCACCGCCGCUCCUCGGCCGACUCCCAGCCGCCCUCGCCCCGCUACGCCUACGAGCCCCCCCUGUACGAGGAGCCCCCCUCCGAGUGCCAGCCCCCGCCCAUCUACGAGGAGCCGCCCACGGACAUGCACUGCGACCCCUACGGCUCCGCCCCCUCGCCCGCCGCCCGCAAGCCUUCCUCGUCCUCCUCCUCCUCCUCCUCGCACUUCCACUCGCCCAAGCAGAGCCAGUCGCCGUACCAGCAGCUGGUGCUGACCCGGCAGAAGCAGGGCGGGCCGGGCCUGGAGUACAGCCCGGCGGGCCGCGAGUACGUCAAGCAGCUGGUGUACGUGGAGCAGUCCGGCUCCAGCCCCCGCUUCAAAACCGCCGACCGGCUGCUGCGCUACCAGACGGCGGGGCCCGGCGGCGGCGGGGCCGGGUACGGGGGCCCGUACGGGGGCAGCUACACCCUGCAGCACAGCCAGUCGCUGAUCCGCGACCCGCGGGUGCUUCUGGACUGCCUGGGCGAGGCGGGCGAGCUGCGGCAGCGGCUGCUGUACGAGGACUCCAUGUCCUGGACGUCCGGCGGCCAGCACGACUCCCUGCCCUCCUCCGCCGGGGCGGGGGGGUUCCCCGCCGGCGCGAACCGCAAACGCAAGACGCGCAAGCCCUCGCUGCCCCAGGAGGUGCUGGCGCACUGCGGGGAGGGCGGGGGCGGGGCGGGGGGCUGCGAGGCCGGGGCGGGGUCGGCGGGACGGGGCGGGGACUCGCCCCGGGCGGGGCUCCCCGAGGCGGUCCUGGCGCAGGCGCGGCUGGCCUGGGAGGCCCAGCAGGUGCACCAGCUGAAGCAGAGGAGCAGCUGGGACGCCGCCCAGCAGCAAGGGGGGGCGUCCCAGAGCCCCGCCCCGCAGGGCGGCUCGAAGGACGGGUACGAGAGCGACGGGGCCCUGCCGCCGCCCCUGCCGGGGCCCGUGGUGCGGGCGUUCAGCGAGGACGAGGCGCUGGCCAUGCACGAGGGCCACUGGAAGCGCAGCAACCUGGAGAGGCUGGGCUUCCCCCAGGCCCUGCUGGAGAAGAGCCUGUCUGUGCAGACCAACCUGGCCUCCCCCGAACCCUACCUGCACCCCUCACAGUCGGAGGAUCUGGGGGCGUGUGUGCAGUUUGAGGCCAGUCGGAACGCCCGGAACAUGAUGCCCAGCGCCAGCUGUGGAGUUUUCCCAGAAUUCACUCUGCGCAAGCCCUCCUCCGAGACGGACAUCCAGAACUGGGCGUCCAAACACUUCAACAAACACACACAGGGCCUGUUCCGGCGCAAGGUGUCGAUCGCCAACAUGCUGGCCUGGAGCAGCGAGCCGAUCCGGAAGCCCAUGAUCGCCACGGCGGACCGCGCGGUGAAGAGGGAGGCGGUGGAGAUCUUCAAGCUGAUCCAGACGUACAUGGGCGACCGGCGGGCCCGCGGCGACCCGCUGGCCGUGGCGCUGGAGGUGGUGGUGAAGGGCUGGACCAGCCAGGGGCUGCGCGACGAGCUCUACAUCCAGCUGUGCCGCCAGACCACCGAGAACUUCCGCUACGACAGCCUGGAGCGAGGCUGGGAGCUGAUGGCCGUCUGCCUCUUCUUCUUCCCGCCCACGCCCCGCUUCCACUCCUACCUGGAGGGCUACAUCUACCGGCACAUGGACCCGCUCAACGACACCAAGGGGGUUGCCAUCAGCAGCUACGCCAAGUACUGCUACCGCAAACUACAGAAGGCUGCACUGACCGGCGCCAAAAAGGGCCUGCAGAAGCCCAGUCUGGAGGAGAUCAAGCACGCCCGGAACGCCAUCUUCAGCCCCUCCAUGUUCGGCAGCUCCCUGGAGGAGGUGAUGGCCCUGCAGAAGGAGCGCUACCCGGACCGGGAGCUGCCCUGGGUCCAGACCCGGCUCUCCGAGGAGGUGCUGGGCCUCAACGGAGACCAGACCGAGGGCAUAUUCAGGGUCCCAGGUGACAUUGAUGAAGUAAACGCUCUGAAGCUCCAGGUGGAUCAGUGGAAGGUCCCAACGGGACUGGAGGACCCUCACAUCCCAGCCUCCCUGCUGAAGCUGUGGUACCGGGAGCUGGAGGAGCCGCUGAUCCCCCACGAGCACUACGAGGAGUGCAUCUCCCACUACGACAGCCCCGAGGACGCCGUCAAGGUGGUGCUGGGGCUGCCCCGCAUCAACAAGCUGGUGCUGUGCUACCUCAUCCGCUUCCUGCAGGUCUUUGCCCAACCCGCUAAUGUAGCAGUCACAAAGAUGGACAUAAACAACCUGGCCAUGGUGAUGGCGCCCAACUGCCUGCGCUGUCAGUCGGACGACCCGCGGGUCAUCUUCGAGAACACGCGCAAGGAGAUGUCCUUCAUCCGCGGCCUGGUGCAGAGGCUGGACACCAGCUUCAUGGAGGGGAUACUAUAGCCCAGCGCAGACAGGAAUGCCACAACACAGGGUCCCACACCACACACACACACAUAAAUACAUUCAUACACGUACAUACACACCCACACACCCACACACACAGACAUACACAAACAUACACACACACACACACACACACACACACAGAAUGACAUUGUGGAAACGUCCCGCUGACCUGCAUUUUGUAUUGAUUUUUUUAACUCCAGUUCUCUGAAACUCCCUCCCGAGUGGAAAGAGAAUAGAAAACUGCAGUUCAUAAUCAGAGUACAUUUAUCACCGUCGUAUUGUCGGGAGUUACAAAAUUAGUGGAAAUGUUUCCUAGACAUGUACAGUCACAUUUGCCUGCCAUUUCUCCGUCACUUUCAGCCGUACACACAUCGAUGCAUAUGAACAUGUCUCAUCCCAUACCAGUCCACACACUGCCAAAGGAACAGAACACUCUCUCUCUCGCAUGCGCACACACACACACACUCGCAUACACACAGGCACACACACACUCACAUACGCACACGUACACACACGCGCACACACAUCCACACACGCACACACAUCCACACAUACAUGCAUUCACACUCACACACACACCCAUGUACACACUUGCACACACAUACACACACACAUUAGUUGAUGUCAGUGGGGUGAAGCCUGCAUGGUUCUGUUUUUGUUUUGGGGGGGUGGGUACGGGGGGGCGGGGGGUUGUGUAUAGGGGCACUCAGAGAUCCGAUCCUCAGGUGUUCUGCUUUUAAGAGCGGUGUGACUGCCAAAUAGAAACACCUGCGGAGAGACACUGUGCUCCCAUAGGCCCCGCUGUUCACCUGGAUGAGACUCCGCCCCCCUAUUCGCUCGUACAACCCCCCCCCCACCCCCCACUCCCAUUCCCCACGUGCCACCUCAGCCCCAUGUUACUGGCGGAGUGAUUGACAGGUCUGGUAAUCUAGGGGCAAGGCUGGCGCUGUGGGGGGGGGGGCGGGGGGGCAGAAGUUCCGGAAUCCUGCGGUGCUGUGACCCCCCCAGAACCCCGCCCCCCCAUUUCAUCUGCCACAGCUGCUGUAAUGCCCUGGGAAACAUGGCUACGUUUUCUUUCUCUUCUUUUCUUUCGUUGUUGUUUUUUUGUUUGUUUGUUUUGUUCUGUCUUUUUUGUUGUUUGUUGCUUUUUUACAUUCAUUUUUGAUGUGACAUUUUUGUAAAUUCUUUUUAAUAUUUUUGUAACAAGAAAGUAGAAGGUCCUUUAAACAGCAGCCUUUUUCCAAACCCCCCCCAUUCCAUCCCCAGCAAACGGCCAAACAAAACCCCCUGAUUCCUCUCUCUCCUCCCCCCCCCCUCUCUCAGUUAGGUGAUUUUGUUUUAGCCCACCCCCCUCCCUAUCCACUAAUCACAGUUCUGAACGUGUCUCAAGAGUUUAAAUACAGUUUCUGUCUGUUCAUCUGCCAGUCCGUCUGUCAGCCUGUCUGUCAGCCUGUCUGUCAGUCCGUCUGUCAGUCCGUCUGUCAGUCCGUCUGUAUCAAACCUGGCUGGCUGAGUUGGCACAUACGGCUGCCCUGGGAUUUCAAAUUGUCCUCUGAAGGUUAUGAUAUUUAAUUUAAUUUAAUUUUCUGUGUUUAUUGUAUAUAACAGGAAUUGUCUCUUUUUAAUCCAUUGUUUUAUGUAAUUUAUUUCUAUUUAUUUGAGCAAGCUUUCCACAAAUGCCUUUUGAGAUGGGCCGAAGUUGCAUGUGUAUGUGUGUGCUUUGUGUAUGUGCGUACGUGUGUGCGUUGUGUGCUUUGUGUAUGUGUGUGCGUGUGCGUGCGUAUGUAUGUGCUCAUCUGUGCGUGCGUGCGUGCGUUUGUGUGUAUGCAGGCGUGCGUGCAUGCGCGUGUGCGUUUGUGUGUAUGCAGGCGUGCGUGCAUGCGUGUGUGUGUAUGUUUGUGUGUGUAUGUGUGUGUGUGUGUGUGAGAGAGGGUGCGUGUGUGUGUGUGCGUGCAUGCGUGUGUGUGUGUAUGUUUGUGCCUGUAUGUGAAGGUCGUACAUACGAGUGCACUGGAGUGUGUGUGCACAUUUUGCACGUUACUGCGUGUCUUACGUGAGUAUUUGGAUGUGAAAUGUCUUAAAGGAGGACCAUACCACAGGGACAGACUGACUACAGGAAGCUAGGCAGAGCAGUGCUCACUGCUGAUUGGAUGCCGGUCCAACCCCCUCACUCCCCUCUUGCCAAAAUGGGCGGGGAUACUAGUCAGUGUCAUGAGAGCCAACUGGGUACAUAAAUAAACUCACAGCUUAAACUCCACCCAUUCAGCUUUAUUUGGCAACACUGGACACUCCUGCACACACACACACACACACACACGCACACACACACACACACACUCACACACGCACCCUCUCUCACACACACACACGCACAUACACACACACACACGCGCACACACACACACACACACACACACACACACACUCGCACGGACGUUGGUUGACGCUCACCUUCGCCCGCUCACACCAGCCACACAGGUGACACCGUCGCAGUCGGCGUGGAAACGGAACAGUGAUGUCACGGUGGGAGGGGGGCGGAGGCGGGCUAAGGGCCACGCGGAGGUCAGACACCCGUACUGCACCCCUCCCGCCCCGCCCGCCCCGCCCAGCCCUCACUGACACGAGGCAGAACCGUCAUGACCCAAGUGUACAUUCAGCCACCUGUACAGACCAGAUGUAAAAAUUGAGUAAAUAAAAGUACCUUUAAAAAAAAAAAAAAAAAAAAAAACACCGCAAAAGUUAACAAAGCAGUAAAUGUAAUUAUAAUGACAAUAGCAAUGGAACUAGUCCUACGAACAGGGUGUCUUUUUUUUUUUGUUUGUUUUUUUGUUUUUUUGGUAUGUUGCCAUUAAAUUGUGUGUGUUGGAAACAGCUAUGCUCGUGUGAACCGAGGUCUCCACCUGUGUGAGUAUUUUAACCCCGCGUGGGACAGAACUGAACAUUUUUGGCCCUGGUGGAAGAGAGAAUGAAAUGUGUCCCCCACCCCACCCCCAACCCCAACCCCCUCUUCCGCCUAACCCCUUGAAAAGCAAAGCGGAUCCAGAGAUCAGCGUUACUACGGAGACAAAGCCCUCACUGCUUUCGUGACCUGGAAGUGAAAAAAUCUGCUAAGGUCAGGACUGGACGGAAGCAGCGGGCGGCGUUGGGUGUCUCUGUCUGGUGGUGUGGGAGCUCAGCGGUUGUUUUCAGUGAAUUUCAGAUCGCCGCGGGUUACGGAACACUGUAGUGACAUGACAUCGGCUCCGCCAGUUGACCAAUCACAGUCAGGGAGGGCACAGUCUGGAACGCGUCUGGAUGCCUAUAGGCCCAUGUCCAUGUGUCGUUUAAAAAAUUAAAAAAAGAAAAGAAAAAGAAAAAAUUUUGGGAACAUGAAAACAGAUUUUAAAAAAUCUAAUAUUACAGUUGAGCUACUUUUAGCUUUUUACAAAAAAAAAGAUGUUUCCUGGAAGAGAUUUUUUUUUUGUGUUCCUGUUAUUUUCUAUAGAACUGAUGUUCAUUUUUUUAAUUUGCUAAUGCUGUUGAUGUUCCUAUGACAAGUUUUGUCCAUAUGGUUGUAAUUAUUAAUAUAAUUAUUUUUGACAGAGGGGUGUGAGACUACAGUGAGACUGCCCUGCCCCACAGCCAACACCCUCUAACAGCACCCCCCCCCCGUCCUCCCCCCCCCCGACCCCAACACACCGCAUACCCCACACACAUCCGCUAGGGCCUACCCCUCCUCCCCAUACUGAAGGUUUCCAUUUUAAAAUACGUGUCACAUUCGGUUAGGGGAGAAAACAAGGCAUUGUUUAAUAAAUUAUUGAAAUGUGAA
Molecule: messenger RNA, 7325 nt
Organism: Anguilla rostrata (American eel)
Lineage: Eukaryota; Metazoa; Chordata; Actinopteri; Anguilliformes; Anguillidae
Gene: arhgap39
Product: Rho GTPase activating protein 39
Exons: 12
Coding region: 419-3511 (1030 amino acids)
Biological process (GO): signal transduction
Cellular component (GO): cytoplasm; cytoskeleton
Molecular function (GO): protein binding; GTPase activator activity
Source: RefSeq, a predicted model, not a curated record